Messenger RNA from Parnassius apollo (apollo), 744 nucleotides. The record is from the annotation of a GenBank genome assembly. Lineage: Eukaryota; Metazoa; Arthropoda; Insecta; Lepidoptera; Papilionidae.
AUGCAGCAUCCGCUGGUGCCAGAGUUCGAGCAGUGUGUGUCGUUCGGCGCGUUCUCCAACAUGGCUCACGAGAUAGCGUACAACGUGGCUUGUCUGUGCGCGAUGUACUUCGUGCCUCUACUGAUCAUCUCCGCGUGUUACAUCUGCAUCUUCUGCAGGAUUCGACGCUGCAGCAAUGAGCUGGAUGAUAACUGCAUACACAAGAACGAGAGAGUUUCUGGCGAUCGCUUGCGGCGUUCUGACCACCGACUGCUGGAGCGAGCGAAGCGCCGUACGCUGCGUAUGACCCUCAUCAUAGUCACUGUGUUCGCUUUCUGCUGGCUGCCUUAUGCCGUUAUGACCAUGUGGUACAUGAUAGACCGAAGUUCAGCAUCACGCGUGUCGCCGCAACUUCAGGACAUGUUGUUUGCGAUGGCAGUCUCCAACUCCUGCAUGAACGGCGUAGUUUACGGCUCCUACGCUCUACGCUCCAGUGAAACCGUUCAGGAGCUGUUGAAGAAAACAUACUGUUGGGCAAUUUCUUCUACAACGAACACAGAAGUUAUUUCAAAAUCGAGCGUCAACCCGCGGACGCGCUUGGGCGUGCGUUUUGCGGAGACGCCGCUAGUGGAGGCGCAGAGGGCAAACGAGUCGCGUGCGGGGCACGCGCGCGCCUCACGGCCGCCGCCGCGCCUACGUUGCGCACCGCACGAGCGACAGCGCGCACUCCUCCAGUGCCGCGCGGCGAGUGAGCCGCUUGUCUAG